GAAGGAUCCGGUGAUCAGCCGUCUUUCGGUGAGGCUGCAGCGCGCACUUGCCUGUGUUGACACCGGACGGAUAUGCGGCGAUGCUCUUGCGUGUGAACGCGUUUGCAGCGCUCUCUAGGAAGCAGCUACGGAGAGAUUUCGCCUCAGAUGAGAGAUUAGGAGGACGAGCCAUCAGCAUCCCAGGAAAAGGUUAUCUUUUAGUCAAUCUGCUCGGUGUCAGCGGCCCAUCGCCUGUCAGAGGAAGCCGGGGGUUGGAUUUGAAAUGUCGCAGGGAUAUGCUGAAAGCUUAAAGAUGAAAGGAGGCAGAGGUGGAGUGAGCCCCUCCUGGUCCAGGACAGGUUUUCAUUAGACCUUUGUGAAAGCAGGGACGGCUGUCCAGGAGGUGAUGGAAGUGCAGACUGUGCUUCAUCACUACCCAUUCCUACAGAUGGACACUCACCUCCUGCACACCUGAGCCCACACUCAGUGCUGUCUCCUUCCCCUUCUCUCCUUCUGCCUCCCCUUGCUCAUCCCACCUCUCCCUCCACCCUCCUCAUCCCGUUACUUGCUUCCCCCUCCCCACCACUUCUUACAACCCUCCAUCCAAUUUCCCCCGCGUUUAAAUUUCACCCUUCCUCUAUGACUUUAUGAUGGCGUGCUACGGACGCUCUCUGGACUCUCCGUGCACACUAGCCUUGCUGGUGGGCUUCCAGUUUGCCUUUGUUCUCUAUUUCUCUCUCGGGGGCUUCAAAGGCUUGGUGUCGGUCCUGGUGCAUACCACAGACCCGGAGUUUGAUUACUCUCGACCUCACGACGUCUAUACCAACCUCAGUCAUCUGGGAGUACCGCCUCCCCCGCCUCGCAACUCGGGCACUGGACCCCCUGCCACAGGCCCCCCACUGAGAGACUGCCAGAUCCCUUCACCACUGCUUGUCGGACCUGUGUCUGUCAAGCUUUCCUCUCCUCUGUCUCUGGAGGAGAUCAAACAGAGGAACCCGUUAGUGUUGCCAGGCGGACACUAUCGGCCACCAGACUGUGAGCCUCGCCACCACACGGCCAUAGUGGUGCCGUACCGGAACCGGCAGAUCCACCUCCGUGCUCUCCUCUACCAUCUCCACCCUUUCCUGCAAAGACAGCAGAUCCACUACAGCAUCUAUAUAGUGCAGCAGUGGGGGAACAGUACUUUUAACCGAGCCAAGCUGCUGAAUGUUGGGGUGCGAGAGGCGCUCAGAGAUGAAGACUGGAGCUGCAUCUUCCUGCACGAUGUCGACCUGCUGCCCGAAAACGACCACAACACCUACACCUGCCACAAACAGUUCCCCACACACCUCUCUGUGGCCAUGGACAAGUUCAGAUACAGGCUGCCGUACACACAGUAUUUUGGUGGAGUGUCAGCAGUGACCCCAGACCAGUACAUGAAGAUGAACGGCUUCCCUAACCAGUACUGGGGCUGGGGCGGAGAGGACGAUGACAUUGCUGCCAGAGUUCGUCUGUCAGGCAUGAAGAUCAUGCGCCCUCCAGUGGCCAUUGGUCAUUACAAGAUGAUCAAGCAUAAAGGAGAUCGGGGCAAUGAACAAAACCCACGCAGAUUUGACCUUCUGAAAAGGACCAGACUCAACUGGCGCUCUGACGGCCUCAACUCUCUGACCUACGAGCUCCUUUCCAGAGAGCUGGAGCCUCUCUACACCAACCUCACCGUGGACAUUGGAGAAGACCCCCGCGUGCCCCAGGGGAAAGCACCCAUCCCUGUGAAAACAACAACUUCCAUUCAUCAAAAUAGCAAUAGCAAUUCUGGGGACGCAGCCAAACAGGAGAAGAGGCAAGAGAGCAAAGGGGCAAACGUGACUGUGGCCAAACCUGCUGCUGAGAAAACACAAUCUGCCAAGUCAAAGGCGGCAAAUCAAACAUCAGUAGGGCAGACAGGUGUGGUGAAAUAGGACGAGCUGUAUAAGAAAUGGUCUGCAUCACAUCUGUAGCAUAAAGUGGCUUCUUCCUUGAUUUUGAUCUGAAAAACAAAAAGCAGUGUAGAUCUGUUCUGUUGAGGAGGAAGAGGAAACCAGCUUUCUGUACUCAGUGCAGGUUAGGGAUGGUUGUAAAAGGAUCAAAUGAAAAAGCCCUUGUUUUUUCUUCAGGGGUGCCUUUAAGAACACGCCGGAGUCACCUCUCGGUUUAUCAUCCACUGAAUGUUACUCUGGCUAUCGUGAAUGACACACACCUGUGGCUCAUGACUUGUAUGCGGCCAGGAGACAAAUGGUGAAUAACUCAGUCUUACCCAUGUAGAGGUCCAAAACAAACUAAAUGAAAAUGAGACAGCAACUAUAUCAAUCUCUGCUCUUUUCCAGACAUUGCAAGUCGUAAGCAACCCAUCUGCUGCCAGCAGCUUCACACAGUUUGCUCCUGAAAAACUGCUGCUGUCAGUGCACUCCACACACUGGUGGGUUUGUGUUUCUGUGCCUUCUCACUUUUAUGCGCGUUUUAUAGACUGGUAUAGUUGCUUCUAGACUCUGACCUGGAGUUAAUUUGACCUUUCCUGCCCUACAGGAAAAUGUAAGACAGCAGGGAGGCUAAAGCUGAUCCUAGAUCGGGACAAACGAUUUGUUCCAGGACUGCCGUUUUAUAUUUGUGUGCAUAGAUCAAGCGCUGACAAAUUCCAUAAUUAUCAGACAAUUCUAGAGUUUAUAUUUAUAUAGAGAGACUUUAUUAUUUGUUUACCGAUUUGUUUUCCUUAGUCUGGUACCUCUCUCUCUCUCUGACAUUUAGUUUAUAGACAAUCAAAUCAUAUGGCAAGAUAAGUCUGUAUCUAACCACACAACAUAGUGAGGAAAUAUUAUCAUGACUAUCUGUACACCUGUCAGAUAAACAUAGACUUGGCAUGAUAGUUGUUGUCUAGUUUGACUAUACUCUUGAUACAUGGAUAUCUGUGCUUCUGAUAUUACCUGUGAUUUUUAUUAUUUUUAUUAUAGAUUAGUCAAGUUUGGAAAAAAAGCAAACUUGCAGACAAUACUCUAGGCAGGAGACUACACAUUUGCCAGUUUCAGAUUGUAUUUUAUUAAUAAAAAAAGGUAAUAGUUACAAUAAAGCACUGUGUAUAGAUGUAGGUCAGCCCUAAACCGGAAGGCGUGAUGUCUUCGCAGAGGGUCUCAGUAUAUUAUGAAAGACCCUGGUGCUUUUAAAAGCUAUAAAUGAGUGUCCGUCUUUAUUCACUUGAGUGAAGCGAGUGAAGCUUUUGUAUCUGGAAGGAAAGGAGACGAGGAAGAGGGAAACAUGUAUGAAAUGAAAUAUUUCAUAAUUAUAUUCUGAGGGCUGACAAAUUAGGACAUGCAUGUAGGUAAUUUAUGUUGACAGAUCAUUAUCAUCUACUUUUUAUAUCUCAGAUAUUCACCCCCCCAUAAUAUUCAUAUGGAAUGUAUUAUUGAGUUUAGCUUUAGUGAAGGGAGAGCUAAGUCUGUGGAUGUGGACUUAGAUCUGAUCACUCAUAGGAAUUGUCUUGCUGCUAUUAGACAGGGGAAAUGGUUACCUGUAUGAUUAAUCAGCUUGAAAAAUGACAUAUUGUGAUACUAAUGUUCUGGUGUGGAGUUGUGUUUUAUCAUAGUUGCAAUGUAUUACUACUUCUAAUUUGAAUGUAUUUUAUUCAUUUAUUAAGUCACUGAUAGAGAUUAAUGCACAAACGUGUUUGUGUAUCUGUUUUAGUGUUUGAAACACCCCAUUACAUUGUAUAUCUGAUUAUUUAUCCCUUUAAACAAUGUCUCCACGUCUUUUAUGUUAACAUAGUGCCUCAUACAAUUAGUCCAUGUUACUGAAGGGCUGAAGGCAUACUGCUGGGUUAUGUGUGAGCGCCCUCCAGUGGCACAACAUUGCAUAGCGCCCACCAAAUGGAACCAAGAACUGAAUGAAACUGCAGUGUUGUGACAUGAAUGUUAAUCAUUAAUGUUUGCCAUUCACAGGUUUCAGCCAAUCAAAUCUUUGCAUUGCUCUGUGUGGGGGGGGGGGGGUUCUCGUGUGCGUAGUAUCACAUGAUUGAUCCUUAAAGGAGUAGAGCAACUCUCUGAUUGCACUGGCUUACACAACCAAAAUCUACAUGUUUAUGAAUGGAUAUAAUAGUUUUAUAGAGGAAAUCUGUCUAGUUUAGGAUAAAAUGAUACUGUAGGGUUUUACAAACCAAUACAAUGAGAGAUAAGGCCUGAUUUGUAAGCUUUAUAUACAUAAUAGUUUAGUUGCAUAUCAAUAGAUAAUAUAUUCUCCAUAUUUCAUAUUGCCUGGGACAAUGCCUGUAUGACAUGAAGCAGCGACACACUGAAAGCUUUUAAGGACGUAAUGUUAUCUCGGCAGAAUAAUCAGCAUACUGCGUGCUUAUCUGGAGAUUGUUCUAUAUUUAAUAAAUUGGCUAGUUUUUAUAAAGAUUGUUUUCGCAUAAGUGUUGGAAAUCUAUACUGUGUAGUUAUAUGCAAGUUCAGUAAAGAGCAUUGGGAGUUCAUAACACGUUUUUUUUAAAGCGUUCAUUUGAUCACAAGGUUAUUCCCUCAUUAGACACAUGUUUGAGAAGUGUAAUUACAGAGAACCGUCUGACAAGGAUGGGAUGUUUUAGUAUUCAUGGCAAAUGAGACGUAGUUAAUACACCACAUUACUUAUGAUUAAGCACCGUGAUAUUUGCAUCAUGCAAUGAUACUUGUCGUCAUCUUAAGUUGCCUUAUUUACUGACCUUGUCUUGAAGAUGAAAGUGUGUGUGUGUGCUUGUGUAAUGAGCAAGGUCAUAAAAAAGGCAACCAAAGCAGUGAUUUAUGAUGGACAGUGUUGUGACAGAAAGCAAAUAUGUAUACCAAUAAAAACACAUAAUCAAAAAA
This is a messenger RNA of Gymnodraco acuticeps, 4820 nucleotides long. It is a transcript of the gene b4galt3, whose product is annotated as UDP-Gal:betaGlcNAc beta 1,4- galactosyltransferase, polypeptide 3. Gene Ontology annotation, molecular function: glycosyltransferase activity. The record is from RefSeq and is a predicted model, not a curated record. The transcript is spliced from 8 exons. Lineage: Eukaryota; Metazoa; Chordata; Actinopteri; Perciformes; Bathydraconidae. Gene Ontology annotation, biological process: galactosylceramide biosynthetic process; carbohydrate metabolic process. The coding region runs from base 627 to 1916 and encodes 429 amino acids.